AUGCCUCAUCGAACGGCUAAUCAACUCACCGUGGAUGAUUCCAAAGUUCACGGAGACUGGCGAGAUGAAUUGUUCCAAAAUGGAUACGUUGUGGUCAAAAACACCAUCUCGCCAGAGAGAUGUGAAUACUACAUCGACAAGAUGUUUCAGUGGUUGGAAAGUUUCCCUUUAGGGUUUGAUAGGAACAAUCGCUCGACUUGGACUGAACAACAUUUACCAACACACAUCAAGGGGGGAAUGUAUCAUGGAUAUCGUAUCCAACAUGAGAAGUUUAUAUGGGAGGCCCGAACGGAGGACAGAGUAAUCGAAGCCUUCACAAAACUGUGGGGAACUGACCAGCUUCUGGUCUCUUUUGAUGGAAUGAACUUCACGCUUCCAUCUGGUACUACUCUGCCACAAACACAGCCUUGGCCACAUAUUGACCAAAGCCCACUGCGAGAGGGCAUGCAGUGCGUCCAGGGUAUUCUCAAUUUUGCCCCAAACGGUCCUCAGGAUGGUGGUCUUCUCGUCAUGAAGGGAUCUACAAAGCUUAUGCCCGAGUUCUUUAAGACCCACUCCGGUACAAUUGGCCGAGAAACAUGGGGACCUAGCGAUUGGUUUGGCUUUGACGAGGGUGAGGUGAAGUGGUUCGAGAAAAGAGGCUGUGAGAUUCAUAAGGUCACUGCUGAAGCCGGGGAUCUGAUUCUCUGGGACUCUCGCACUAUGCAUUUCAAUUGUGUUCCAUCCACUCAAAACGUACGCGCCGUUGUUUAUGCAUGCUAUACACCAGCUUCCUUUGCGACAGCUGAUAUCUUGCAGCAAAAGGGCGAACUGUUCGACCAGCGAAUUGGAACGACUCAUUGGCCCCAUGACAAUCUAUUCACGGAAACUAGUGACGAACACCGUCCAGAAGAGAAAGAAGGGGAUCUGACAAAGCGUCUUAAUGAGGAGCCGAUUGAGACGGACCUGGUGUUAAAGUUGGCAGGGAAAAUUCCCUACUAA
This is a messenger RNA of Penicillium verrucosum, 981 nucleotides long. RefSeq names its product phytanoyl-CoA dioxygenase family protein. The transcript is spliced from 4 exons. The coding region runs from base 1 to 981 and encodes 326 amino acids. Lineage: Eukaryota; Fungi; Ascomycota; Eurotiomycetes; Eurotiales; Aspergillaceae. The record is from RefSeq and is a predicted model, not a curated record.